AUGGGAGCAGGAAGGCAGAUGUCAGCUGUCACCAAAACCAACAACCCUCUCGACAGAGUCCCCUCCACAAAACCACCGUUCACCAUCGGCGACAUAAAAAAAGCCAUCCCUCCCCACUGUUUCAACCGCUCACUUCUCCGAUCCUUCUCCUACGUGGCAUACGACCUCACCGCCGCCUUCCUCCUCUACCACCUCACCACCUACUUCCACCUUCUCCCACCGCCCAUCUCCGCCAUAGCAUGGCCGGUAUACUGGGCAGCACAAGGCUGUGUCCUCACCGGAGUUUGGGUCAUCGCCCACGAAUGCGGCCACCACGCGUUUAGCGACCACCAAUGGGUCGACGACACAGUCGGCCUCUUCCUCCACUCCGCUCUCCUCGUCCCAUACUUCUCAUGGAAAUACAGCCACCGCCGCCACCACUCCAACACCGCAUCCCUAGAACGCGACGAAGUUUUCGUCCCAAAACCCAAAUCAAAAUUAUCAUGGUACGCGAAAUACCUAAACUACCCUCCGGGACGUGUCAUAACUCUUCUCACUACCCUCACCCUAGGCUGGCCAUUAUACCUAGCUUUCAACGUCUCCGGUAGACCCUACGAUCGUUUCGCGUGCCACUUCGCUCCAAACAGCCCAAUUUUCAACACCCGUGAACGUCUCCAAAUUUGGAUAUCCGACGGGGGUAUUAUCGUCAUUUCAUAUCUACUAUACCGUAUCGCAUUACUCAAAGGUCUCACGUGGGUGAUUUGUGUAUAUGGUGUUCCAUUGCUUGUUGUGAACGGGUUUCUUGUUAUGAUCACUUAUCUUCAACAUACACACCCUUCGUUGCCUCAUUAUGAUGAUUCGGAGUGGGAUUGGUUGAGGGGGGCUUUGGCAACGGUGGAUCGUGACUAUGGUGUGCUUAAUAAGGUGUUUCAUAAUAUAACGGAUACUCAUGUGGUGCACCAUUUGUUUUCUACAAUGCCUCAUUAUUAUGCCAUGGAAGCAACGAAAGCUGUGAAGCCUGUUCUUGGGGAGUAUUAUCGGUUUGAUGAUACACCGUUUUUUGUGGCGAUGUGGAGAGAGGCGAAGGAGUGUUUGUAUGUGGAGUCCGAAGGGAAGAAAGGAGGUGUGUUUUGGUACAUGAAUAAGUACUGA
Lactuca saligna is the source of this 1131-nucleotide messenger RNA. Lineage: Eukaryota; Viridiplantae; Streptophyta; Magnoliopsida; Asterales; Asteraceae. The record is from the annotation of a GenBank genome assembly.